GCCUCCCAAGCGUUGGCCAGACCACAUACAUCCUCUGGCGUAGCCCAGGCCACCAUGGCAUCGCUAAGACAAGCUUUAUGCCCCAAGGUGUUGCCUACUACUCCAAGCCAGCACACAAUGCCCAGUGCCCAGUGCCUGUGCCUGUAAAGCGUUGCCUAUUGCCUAACCAGUGCCCAGUUAGCACAAGCGUCUGCCUGGCUUUGCCUACUGCUUGCCUGCCGGGCAUUGCCUGUUGCUUACCCAGCGCCUUGCUGGCGUUGUUCGGUAGUUGGGUCUGCGCGAGGAUGUCGCCUACUGCCAUUGUAGCACUCCUAUGGCUGCCAAGAGCGUCACAUAUUGCCGGCGGUACUCUGGCGUUGCUCUCCACUCCAAUGAAGUCAACUAGCUAG
Messenger RNA from Ilex paraguariensis (yerba mate), 389 nucleotides. Lineage: Eukaryota; Viridiplantae; Streptophyta; Magnoliopsida; Aquifoliales; Aquifoliaceae. The record is from the annotation of a GenBank genome assembly.